Jatropha curcas is the source of this 2874-nucleotide messenger RNA. Its product is annotated as DUF620 family protein (DUF620). NCBI's taxonomy places the organism in Eukaryota, Viridiplantae, Streptophyta, Magnoliopsida, Malpighiales, Euphorbiaceae. The record is from RefSeq and is a predicted model, not a curated record.
CUCUGAUUAAUUUUCUUACAAACCUCAUUUGCUCCACCUUCGAUCCAUUGGAUUCAGAUUAGAGAGAAAGAGGAAGAUCUCAUCAAUUUUCCUUUCUUUCUCUCUAUCUGUUUCCUUCUCUCUUUUUUUCUUUUUUUCAUUUUCUUCUUCUAUGAGGAAGCUGUGCCCUAAUUUGGAUAAGGAAGAUGGGCUUGAGACAGUUUUAGAGGUUCCCGUUCCUGAAGAAAUGUUCGCCAGCAUGGGCAGCAAUGGAGCUUCGCGAUGGGCAAAUAUGCGUGCAUUAAUGAAAGCUCAAUCUGCCGAUAAAUCGUCACAUCUCCAAGCUAAAUCCGAUAAUGAGUUUAUUGCAUUGCUCAAGCUUGUUGGCUCUCCUCUUAUCCCUAUUCAAAUCCACACUGAUCAGUCCGUCACUCGCCCUAUCACCGAUGGUUCCAUUGAAGCAUUGACUGCAAAAUAUAUAGUGCAACAAUAUGUAGCAGCAGCAGGAGGAACAGUGGUGUUGAAUUCAUUGACUAGUAUGUGUGCAGUAGGCCAAGUUAGGAUGGCUGGGUCAGAAAUGCAAGAGGGCGAUGAUAGUUUGCAGACGGGAGGAAAUUCUGAAGUUGGUGGGUUUGUUAUUUGGCAGAAAAAUCCUGACCUAUGGUACCUUGAACUUGUUGUUGCUGGUUAUAAGGUUAGUGCAGGUAGUGAUGGCAAGGUUGCUUGGAACCAGUCCUCUUCUCAACCUUGUCAUGCCAAUAGAGGCCCACCUCGUCCCUUGAGACGAUUCUUCCAGGGAUUGAAUCCCAGGUGCAUAGCCAACUUGUUCUUGGAAGCUGUAUGCAUUGGGGAGAAGAAAAUCAUUAAUGAAGAUUGUUUUGUACUAAAGCUCGAGACAGAUGCCAAAAUCCUCAAAUCUCAAAGUUCAUCCAAUACAGAAAUCCUUCACCAUACAAUAUGGGGUUACUUCAGCCAAAGAACAGGAUUCCUUGUCAAAUUUGAAGAUACAAAAUUGGUGAAGAUGAAGCCAUUAAAAGGAAACGAUAGCGUGUUUUGGGAAACGAGUAUGGAGUCAGUGAUUGACGAUUAUAGAUGUAUUGAAGGCAUCAAUAUAGCACAUGGUGGAAAAACCGUUACGACGUUAUACAGGUACGGAGAAUCACAAAAUCACAAGAGAAAGAUUGAAGAAACAUGGAGAAUUGAAGAAGUUGAUUUUAAUAUUUCUGGGUUGUAUAGAGAUUACUUUCUACCUCCUGCUGAUCUCGUGCGAGAGCUAGAAGGCGGAGAGCAAUGAGUGAAUUACAAUUUUCUUUUCUUUUUAAUUUUUGACUUUUUUUGUGUUAGAGGGAGAAUUGAAAAUUGAGGAAAUUUCCUCGUAGAUAUAUAUAGAUAGACUUGAAAUUAAGUCAAUUGCUAUGGAUUAAGUAGGAAAACGGCUGAGCAGUGAAAUUUUGAUGAUGGAAUGCUAGUAUCCGAACUUUAGACGACCCGUCGUUUUUGAGGUGGACAGGUCAGUUUAAGAACGAUCGUUUGUUAACGGUAACUGACUCGUGGUUUGAAAACUACAGGGUAAACGUCAAUAAUUAAACCGCAGUCUGCGGAAGCGGAAAUACAGAUAAACGACAGGACCUUUAUAAAUGGUUGGGCUUAAAGCUUCGAUCAAAUUAAGGUGUACAUUAAGCCUUUUGUGCCCUUUUUGAUGGGUCCAGGCCCAGGCCCUCUUCCAAAAUUUCGCCCUAUUUCCUAUAAAACCCUAAUUCAUGUUAUUUAAAGCCAUUCCCCGAUUCUCUCUUCUUCUUGCCGUUGUAAGAUCAGUGGCUGUAGGUAAUCAGUAAUCGAUCUCUUUCUUUCAGUAGAUUUCCUCUUCGUAUUAGAAUAGCAGAAAGUCUUUUUCUUUUCUUAGAAUUUGGGAAUCUAUCACAUCAUAUUUAGAUUUAUUCAUAUUUUUUGAAAGAGAGAGUUGCAUCUGUUUUACCCACUCCUGAUAUGGCAGAUUUCAAUGCUAGAGGAGUUAUAACGGAUGCACAGAACGAAAAGGUUAGCUUACCAGCCCAUUGCAUCUUUGAUCUUGCCUUGGUGUCAAAUGGACUCACCGAAAUUCUUAUAUAUUCUCUUCUUUUAUUUUUUAUUUUUAAAAUUUUUUUCGAAAUAGAAAUACGAAGAGCUUGUGGCAAAGUGAUGAAUAAGUUCUUAUCCUACACACUGAAUUGUUGUGUUGACUUACAAACUCCGCUUAUUAUCUGAUGCCAUUAAAUCUCACAUAUGUUUAUUCUGGGUUUUUAUUUAGCUAAAUAUGGCUUUUCUUAGCGUUAAUAAUGCUCUGAUCAAUGAUUAUAAUAGAGUAUAUGAAGGUAGAUGAUGGAGAAAAAUCUUAUCCUACAUACUGAAUUAAAUUUUAGAUGUGGAUUAAAACUCCGCUUAUUAUCUGAUGCCUUUUUUCUCUGUUAGGAUUGAGAGCUUUUCUGAAAAUUGAAAAAGAUAAUUGUGUGUGUUCUUACAAUGAUGAGAAAAAAAGCAGACGGGCGGUCAGAAUCUGAUGCCGUGUUGAUUGUCUGCAAUUUCCACUCUUGUGGAUUAUCUCUGAGGUUUUACUACUACAAUUUGGUCAUUAUUUUGCUGUGUUUGCUCAUGUGGCGUUAUGGCUGAAUUUAAUCACCAACAAAAGCAAUGAUGAAGUUGCUCUAAUAUGUCUGGACAUAUGAGAUUUGUCUGUGAUAUGAUAAAUGCAUCUUCUGAGCCGAGAAUCAGAAGUUGGAUAACAAUUUGAAUUUCCCUUUUUUAUUUUUGAUUAUUGGACCUAAUCACUUCCCAAUUUGAAUGUCUGUGGUUAAAUGUUUAUGCUGAUUGAAUCUGAAUAACCAUCGGAUAAAGAUUGGAUUUUGAGUUAAUUUAUCA